UUGUAGAGCUGAAUACAUAUUGCCACAGAAGCUACAAACAGGAAUUUCCUGCCUGAUGGCUGUGUUAAUUUGAUUGAUAUCACACAAGGUGAUGCACAGACUCAUACCUAUGGCAGGAGCAUCGCUGGCUGACACUCACAUGCACCUCUUCCCACCCUGUGUGAUGCCAUGCUAUCUCUCUCCAACCCUCAAAGCUCCUCCUCAUUUGCUUUGCAUGAACCACCCAUAGCUUUAUAUAUAGAACCAUCCUGCGAUGAAAGACAGCUUCAGUUGGUUGAUUCUCUUCCCUGUGCCUCCUUGAAACUUCACCCUCAUCACCAUCUCUGCCACUGGGACCAUGAAAACCUGGGCAUGUCUUCUCCUGGCAGGAGCUUUCUGCAGCCUGGCAUCUGGAUCUUUAUAUGGCCCCCCUGAUUCCUGCAAAGGGCGAUGUAAUGAAAAAUACAAUCCAAAAGAUGUUUGCCACUGCAACAGCAAAUGUGAACGACACCAGAACUGUUGUGAAGACUACCAUAGCCAUUGCCAGCAAGCUAAUGCAGAUGGCAAAGAAACAGGCACAGUAUUUGAUGGGGAAUUCUCCAGUAGUGAUGAUGCAAUCACCAAUGAAGAAUUGCAACAAACAUCUGAGCAGCUUUACCAAAGUGACAUUAACAGAGCUGGGGAGGCUGAUAUCACCCUUAACAAGCAACACUUAGCUUCAAAGAAUCAGGAGAACAAGGACCAGUCACCAAAACCGCUCUUCAGCUACGUCAACCAGAAGCUCUUCUCCAAACCUACUUAUGCCAGUUUCAUUAAGCUGCUGGAUAAUUAUCAUAAAAGUGUAGGGACAGGGGAAGAAUUCACUGCUGAGCAACUGAAGGAGCAGGAUAACUUCCUGAGUGAGGUCAUGAAGACUGAGGUGAUGAAAGUGCUUUACAAAUUCCUGCACAGCAAACAUCGUUAUGGCACAGAGGCAGAGUUUGUUGCUGACCUAAAGGAGAUAUGGUUUGGCCUUUAUUCCAGGGGCAAGGAUGAGCAUGACUCCAGUGGCUUUGAACAUGUGUUUAUAGGGGAAGUCAAGAAAGGAAAAGUAUCUGGAUUCCACAACUGGAUUCGUUUUUAUCUGCUGGAGAAGCAGGGUAUAAUUAACUAUUUCAGCUACAACUAUGAUGGUCCGUGGACCUCGUACCCAGAUGUGUUGGGGCUGCAGUUCAAUUGGGAUGGAUUUUACAAGGAGGUUGGAACAGCCUUUAUUGGAAGCAGCCCUGAAUUGGAAUUUGGACUCUAUUCGCUGUGUUUCAUUGCUAGGCCUGGAAAAGUGUGUCAACUGAAAAUUGGGGGCCACGACCUGGGGAUUCAGACUUAUACCUGGGAUAAAUCCACCUAUGGAAAUGGGAAAAAGUACAUAGCCACAGCUUAUGUGGUUUCCCCAUGAUGCUACAAGAUCCUGAGUAUGAAAACAUCCUGAAUGGCCAGAUGCAGCCUGCAUGAUACAACCACAUUUGUCUGGGAGCUGCUCUACAUAGCCUUUCAUCUUUUGAUUGUACAUUUUUGUCUGUUUGUUUGCCUAAGUCAUAUGGAGUGUCCAACAGGUCUUCUGACUGGAACUCAUCUGUGACAGUGAGCACCAUUCAUGCUCCAAGUAAUACUCUGCUAGAAGUGACUCCACAUUUUGCCUAAAGCACAGUCCAAGGUGGAUUCACAAAAAACACCUGGAGAAUGUAAAUGGAAAGUGAAACAAUCAUCAUCAACAACAACUGGGGGAAAACAAACUUUUCUAUCCCACCAAUGUAAGAACAUAAGAGGAGCCUUACCGGAGGUCCAUCUCAUCCAGCCUCCUGUUCUCACAGUUGCCAACCAGAUGCCCAUGGAAAGCCCACAAGGAGGACAUGCACUGGGGUACCCUCCACAUUUUUGAUCCCCAGCAACUGGUAUUUAAAGGCAUGCCACUUCAGACACUGAAGGCAGUACACCACCACCAUCUCUAGGAAACACUGGUAGUCGUAUCCUUCUAUCUAAGGCAAAAUUUGGUAUAAAAAGGAGGUUCCUACCCCCAAGAAAUUUCACAGGCAGCCAAACUAGAGUCAAGAAUGCUAGCAACAUUUCUCAGCAAGGGUGGGUCCAGGGUUGAUGGUGUCCUCCAGGCAAAUAGUACUCUAGUGAGCCCCCUGAUCUGUCACUGGGUCCUCGAAGGCUGAUCUAGCUCUUGUGGC
This is a messenger RNA of Podarcis raffonei (Aeolian wall lizard), 2192 nucleotides long. It is a transcript of the gene ENDOU, whose product is annotated as endonuclease, poly(U) specific. Lineage: Eukaryota; Metazoa; Chordata; Lepidosauria; Squamata; Lacertidae. Bases 338 to 1414 code for a protein of 358 amino acids. The record is from RefSeq and is a predicted model, not a curated record. Gene Ontology annotation, molecular function: scavenger receptor activity; polysaccharide binding; RNA endonuclease activity. Gene Ontology annotation, biological process: immune response. The transcript has 9 exons.